Messenger RNA from Corythoichthys intestinalis (scribbled pipefish), 9167 nucleotides. RefSeq names its product dnaJ homolog subfamily C member 16-like. NCBI's taxonomy places the organism in Eukaryota, Metazoa, Chordata, Actinopteri, Syngnathiformes, Syngnathidae. The record is from RefSeq and is a predicted model, not a curated record. Bases 183 to 2591 code for a protein of 802 amino acids. The transcript has 15 exons.
CUUAUGACAACUGCUUUUUACUAACGUGCACCAUAUUAGCUGCAAAUAGCCUUUUAAAACACUAGCAUGCGGCUGCUACGCUAACCGUGAACGGCACUACGGUGAUAUUAAUGCGACGGCUUAGCUUGGCGACGUUGGUUUUUAAACCAUUCCUCCUCAGGAUAAACGAAAAGUGACAAGCGAUGACUCCUGGGGGAACGAGCCGACAUCACGGGCUGUGCCUAUGGACGCUCGCCAUCUUUCUGCUAGUUUUGACUGCUCGUUUGGGAGAAACGACCUCAGGAUACGACCCAUAUAAAGUCCUCGGAGUCAGCAGGAGUGCCAGCCAGGCAGAAGUUAAAAAGGCAUAUAAGAUCCUUGCCAAAGAAUGGCAUCCGGAUAAGAAUAAAGACCCCGAGGCUGAAAAUAUGUUCAUCAAGGUUUCAAAGUCAUACGAGAUUUUGUCUAACGAAGAGCGAAGGGCCAACUUUGACCGCUAUGGGCAGGUGGAUGAAAACCAGCCCUUUGGCCGGUCGCACCAUCAACAAUUCCGCAGUUUCCACAAUUUCUACUUUGACGAGACUUCCUUCCAUUUCACCAGGUCAAGGGACUUUGCAGACAGCAAGUACUUGCUUCACCACGCCCAGUUUAACAGCGACAUCCUUCCAGAUAGCCACAAGAGGCCUUACCUCAUAAAGGUCACCUCCGAGUGGUGCUUUGCGUGUAUCCGUGUAGAGCCUGUGUGGAAGGAGAUUGUGCAGGAACUCGAGCCGCUUGGUGUCGGUAUUGGCAUCGUGGACCUCGGUUAUGAGCUUCGUCUGGCCAACCAGUUAGGAGCGCACAGCGCUCCCUCCAUUAUCGGACUGUUGAACGGCAGAGUCACCUUCUUCCGUCAGGCCAUCGUUCGACAGCACCUGCGACAGUUCGUUGAUGACCUUCUUCCACCAAAUCUGGUGGAAAAGAUCACUGAUGACAACUCCCAGCAUUUUCUGGACAACUGGCAUGUUGAAAAUAAGCCCAGUGUUCUUUUGUUUGACCAAGACUCCAACGUCCCCAUGGUCUACAGAUUAACAGCAUUUGCCUUCCGAGACUACGUUCAUUUUGGCUACGUGGACCAGGGGGACACGCACAAUAUUCAGCUUCUGAGCCAGUUCAACAUCAAUUCGUACGCCCCCACCAUGCUGCUAUUUAAAGAGGACACCAGCAAGCCGGUGGACAUCAUACAGGCUAGGGGAAUGAAGCGGCAGGUGAUGGACGAGUUUGUCUCCAAUAACAAGUUCCUACAGGUUCCCCGGCUUGUCAACCAGCAGCUCUUUGAUGAGCUGUGUCCUAUCAAGCAGUUUCACAGGCGGCGAAAGUAUUGCGUACUGCUGAUUACCAGCGAGGACCAAGCAUUCCUUCCUCCAAAUAAGGCCUUCCUGGACUUUGCCACAUUUAACAGGAAAGACGUGCUACGCUUUGCGUACGUCUACCAGCGUCAGCAGCAGCCUCUCUGCCAGGCUCUGCUUCCCAACCAGGCUGUAGUGUCGCCACAGGUGGUUAUUCUGGAGAGGCGUAGCCCUGCUGGCAAGGUGCUGUACCGCUCUGUGAUUGGUGGGUGGAACGGCAGCGAAGAAGAUAAAUCCCGUCUCCUCGAGCAUCUGGAGCUGGUUCAGAAGGACCCCACCUAUCUGACCUCGGAUGCCACUUUGCCAGAACUCAACAAUGAGAUGGCCCCUAUUUUUCUGAUUCAAUGGAUGAACGCCGCUCGUGAUUACAUCCAUCAAAUUUAUGAUGACCUUCUCUACUCAAACUGGCGAGAGAUGAUGCCCAUCCUCUCAUUGAUCUUCUCGGCGCUAUUCAUUCUUUUCGGGACGGUCAUCAUCCAGGCCUUCAGUGAACCAGGUGAGACCAAACCACGGAAACCGGCAACAAAGGAGCAACCUCAAUCAGACGACGAUACAUCAAAUCGGUCCGCUACCUUCAGCCGUCCCCCCAAGAAGGAUUUUGUGGAGGUGACAGAGUUGACAGACGUCACAUACACCAGUAACUUAGUCAAGCUGCGGCCGGGCCACAUCAACGUUGUACUUGUGCUAACCAACGCCUCGAAGAAUGCCUUGCUGCGCAAGUUUGCCAAAGAAGUCUUUUCUUUCUCUGGGACUCAUACAAUCCACUUCUCCUUCCUUAACGCUGACAAACACCGCCACUGGAUGCCCCUACUUCUGCGCUCGUGCUCCGACGCGUCACCCUGCGGGGAUUAUUCAGACGAGGACGAGGACUCCUCGGACUACCCUGGCCACGUCUUGGCUUUAAACGGUUACAAGAAAUAUUUUUGCCAUUUCAGACCCGUCUUCACAGGGGACGACCUUAGCGAUGCGUCCUUCUCUUCCGGGAGCAGGAGAAAGUCCCGAUCCAGGUCUCGGUCUAGUUCAGACUCUCGAUCCCGUUCCCAUUCCAGGGAGGACGCGAGAUUCAAGAAGGGCUCGAAUAGAGCCACGAGCAUAGAAGUACACCACAAACUCGAUCGCCUGGGACUUUGGAUGGAAAGGCUGAUGGAGGGCACUCUGCCGAGAUGGCACGUGCCGUCCUGGCCUUCUCUUCAACCUGCUGAAAACAUCUACACGGAGAGCUGAAGCCGACAAAACCGAGGUUGUACUCACCUUUAGUGCUCUUUCUUUUGUUUGAAGUUAAAAUUCUGCUGUUUGUGAAGUUAUUAACUAAGGUUUCUUUGUGACCUCCGUGAAGUUGGCUCCCCAUCAGAUGCAAAUGUAUAUUAAAAUGAUGUCAAUAAUUUGUGCUACGUUUAGGGCUGCAACUAACCAUUAUUUUUCUAAUCGAUUAAUCAGCCAAUUAAUUAAACGAUUCCAUUUUAAGACGGUUUAAUCAAAAUGAGGGGCCUGGUUGACCUCAGAUUGACCUUUAACUGAUUUGUAAAUGUCGUAAAAACGAUAGUGGCACAAAUGAAACUUUUUACAGCACAAAAGAUUGAUAUCAUUUUUAUAUAAAUUUGCAUCUGAUAGGGAGGCAACUUUUACGGAUGUUUCUUUGUGCCUGUGCAGAGCUGGCGUGGUGAUCAUUUGCUAGUUUCCAACAUUUGGAAUGCUUUUAUAUAUAUCACGCCUAAUCAUAGACUUCAUAAUAUAUUGACAGGACACAGGGUGCAGGGCCUGCAUUGUUGGCGUGGCCGUCAAAGCUGACCGAGUGGAAUCACAAACGAAGAGCUUUUUACGUUGAAAAUUCUUGUGAAUAAAUGCUUAAAUCCUUGAAUUCUUUAUAGAUAUGGACGUAAAAAAGUUUCGAUUCUUGAUUAAAAGCAUAAAAAACGUGCAGUUAGCAUUUAUUUGAUGUAAAUGUCAAAGUACGAUGCUAGUCUAUUAAGCAAUGUCGCGGCCGCCAUAUGUAAACAGAGCUUUUCCAGUGAAAAUUCUAAUGAAUAAAUGCUUAAAUCCUUGAAUUAUAUAUAGAUGUAGACAUAAUACAGUCUCGAUUCUUGGUUAAAAGCAAAACACUUGCUGUUAGCAUUUAUUUUACGUAAAUACGUCGAAGUACAAUGCUAGUCUGUUAGUCAGUGUGGCUGCCGCCUUAUCUAAACAGAGCUUUUCCGGUGAAAAUUAUUGUGAAUAAAUGCUUACCGUAAUUUUCGGACUAUAAGCCGCUACUUUUUUUCCUUCAUUUUGAUACCUGUGGCUUAUAGUCCAAUGCGGCUUAUUUGUUGAUUUUUUUUUUAGGUAACACUUUAUUUGACAGCGGUGUCAUAAGACUGUCAUAAGAUCAUCAAAAUUAUGACAUGACACUAUCAUGGACAUUACUGAAUGCUUAUGUCAUUAAGUGUCAUUUGGCAAAUUAUGUCACUAACUCAAUCAAAAGAUCCAAGAUGGACAUCUUGGAUCUUUUGCAUCCAUUCAAAAGUGAGAUCAUUUGCCGGAUAACACUUAAUGACAUCUGUUAUAAGCAUUCAUGAAUGCUUAGGACAGAGACAUGUCAUAAUUAUGAUUGUGUAAUGACAGUCUUAUGGCACCACUGUCAAAUAAAGUGUUAGCAAAUACCAUAACUAGCAAUUGGUGAAACAAUUGGAACAGUAACUGAAGAAAUAUUUAGCACAGAACAUGAUUUUUGAUUGUUAUUUACAUCUGUAGCGCUGCAAUGCAUGCUAAGAGGCAUGUUGGAUGACAACAGUCAACAGCAAGUGGCAGCAGAGGUUGACUGUCUCCCCCAAGGGAGCAGUGAUGGCCAAAUGAAGCUUCUUGAAGCAAUAAAGCUGUGCACUAAUUGGUUCAAAGUUAAUGAUGGUUCAUUUGGUCUUAUGACAGUCGGUUGUAUGAUGCCGCUGUCAAAUAAGGUUGUACCGGUUAAUAUUUUUUGGUGUAAAUAUCCCAUGAUACAGUAAGGACAGCUGCGGCUUAUAGUCCAGUUCGGCUUAUCUAUGAACAAAUGCCGUUUUCGUUGGUGUUGGUGUUAUACUUAUAUAGCGCUUUUCCAUCUUUCAAGGCCAAAUUUGGUGAGCUGAGGCUUAUAGUCAGGUGCGCCUUAUAGUGCGAAAAUUAGGGUAAAUCCCUGAAUUCUUUCCAGAUAUGGACGUAAAACAGUCUCGAUUCUUGGUUUAAAGCCAAAAAAAAAAAAAAAAAUGCAUUUUGCAUUUAUUUUACAUAAAUAGGUCGAAGUACGAUGCUAGUCUGUUAGUCAAUGCGGCUGCCGCCCUAUGUAAACAGAGCUUUUUCGGUGAAAAUUCUUGUGAAUAAAUGCUUAAAUUCCUGAAUUCUUUAUAGAUAUGGACGUAAAACAGUCUCGAUUCUUGGUUAAAAGCAAAAAAAAAAAAAAAGUGCAGUUAGCAUGUAUUUUACGGAAAUAUGUCGAAGUACGAUGCUAGUCUGUUACUCAAUGAGGCGGCCGCCAUAUGUAAACAGCUUUUCCGGUGAAAAUUCUUGUGAAUAAAUGCUUAAAACCCCAAAUUCUUGAUAGAUAUGGACGUAAAACAGUCUCGAUUCUUGGUUAAAAGCAAAAAAAAACAUGCAGUUAGCAUUUAUUUUGCGUAAACAUGUCGAAGUACGAUGCUAGUCUGUUACUCAAUGAGGCGGCCGCCAUAUGUAAACAGCUUUUCCGGUGAAAAUUCUUGUGAAUAAAUUAGAGCUGAAACGAGUACUCGAGCAACUCGAGUAACUCGAGUUUAAAAACUGAUCCGAGUAAUUUUAUUCACCUCGAGUAAUCGUUUAUUUUGACAGCUCUAAGCAUCACGUUUUGCUCGGACUACUUUUAAUGCGGGACAACGCGCUGUCACGUGCGGAGAGGAAGAAGGGAAAAAAAAAACACUGCAGCUGACAGCCGCCACAAACGACGCCGACGUUGCCAAAUACUAGCCCGCACGAUGCUAAGUUGGUAACACCUAGCGUCUGAUGCGUCUCAUAAAGAUCACAUGUAUGUUGAACUAGAUGCGCAAUGACAGACUCGGCCGUGUCUGGGCAGCGUUAUCAAACAGCCGCCAUCUUAAAGCAGUACAGCGCUAAGCGCUAAUAAAGAGCGCUAAGCGCUAAUAUAUAAGAUUAACGUUACUGUCGCUACUAGCUCACGUAAAGUUAGCCCUGCGGAGGACUAGGUUUCAAUUAAUUAUGACCACUGUCGUUGCGUGGCUAACGUGUCUUACAUACAGGCUUUAACAUAACAUAGCAUUGUGGAGUGAUGAGGGUGUAAAAUAAAAACUUAAUCAUGCUAACUAUCAAUUUUAGCUCAGUAGUCAUUGCUGGAUAAAACACCAAGUAGCACUGGUCCCUAAUGUGCUCCAAUACAGCCUGUAUCAUACAUUUAUUUUGAACACUGCAAAAACUCAAAAUCUUAUCAGGAAUUACAGUUUAGACUAACUUAAAACUUAACUAGAACUUAAAAAUGGCUUGACACAAAGAGAAAUUCAAUUGAAACACGUGGGAAAAAAUCCUAACUUUUAAGUGAUGUGUGUUAUCAAGCGUAACGGCAUUUUUAGGUAAUAUAUAUAUAUAUAUGUAUAUAUAUAUAUAUAUAUAUAUUUUUUUUUAAAUAAGAUCUAAAAGCUUUUUGAGUGAAAGCAGUGAAUUAGUCUUUUUUUUUUAAUUCUAGCUACAAUAUACAUCGAAAAUAAAGACAUUGAUUGACUGAAAAUGGUUCAAGAUUAGAUUAAAUGUCUUGUUUCUCAUGUAUAUUUAUAAUUGCUCUUCACCUAAAAAUAUAUUUGUUUUAUCCGAUUACUCGAUUAAUCGAUAGAAUCUUCAGUCGAUUACUCGAUUACUAAAAUAUUCGAUAGCUGCAGCCCUAGAAUAAAUGCUUAAAACCCAAAAUUCUUGAUAGAUAGAUGAACAGUCUCGAUUCUUGGUUAAAAGCAAAAAAAAAAACAUGCAGUUAGCAUUUAUUUUGCGUAAACAUGUCGAUUGUGCUGAAAGUGUUUAAGUCACUGUGGCACCGCCUUAUCACCACAAAGAGCUUUUUAUGUUGAAAUAUUUGGCAAUAAAUGCUUAAAUGCCUGAGUUCUUUAUAGAUAUGGUUGUAAAACAGUCUCAAUUCAUGGUUAAUGGCAAAAAAUCUGUGCACUUAGUAUUUAUUUUAUGUAAAUAUGUCAAAGUAUGAUGCUAGUCAGUAAGCAAAUGUAGAGGCCACCUUAUGUAAACGGAGCUUUUUUUUUGUUGAAAAUUCUUGUGGAAAAAAUGCUUAAAUCCCUGAAUUCUUUGUAGAUAUGGACGUAAAACAGUCUCGAGUCUUUGUUAAAGACAAAAAACAGUGCAGUUAGCAUUUAUUUUACGUAAAUAUGUCGAAGUACGAUGCUAGUCUGUUAGUCAAUGUGACGGCCGCCAUAUGUGAACAGAGCUUUUCCAGUGAAAGUUCUUGUGAAUAAAUGCUUAAAUCCCAGAAUUCUAUAUAGAUAUUUGUAACCCGAGUCUGUUCUGUGCCGCCCCGCGUUCCGCUCCCACCUCUGACUAGGCUGGGACGCGAACCCGCACGCCGCGACGAUUCUAGUCGGCAGGCAAGUUCGGUAACCUCUGCGCCAAUAAGAAAUAUGUCGAAGUACAAUGCUAGUCUGUUAGUCAAUGUGGCGGCUGCCUUAUGUGAACUGAGCUUUUCCUGUGAAAAUUCUUGUGAAUAAAUGCUUAAAUCCCUGAAUUCUUGAUAGACAUGGACGUAAAACAGUCUCGAUUCUUGGUUAGAGGCAAAAAAAAAGCAACAAAAAACGUGCAGUUAGCAUUUAUUUUACGUAAAUAUAUCGAAUGUGCUGCAAGUGUUUGAGUCACUGUGGCGCCGCCUUAUCACCACAAAGAGCUUUUUGUGUUGAAAUAUUUGGCAAUUAAUGCUUAAAUCCCUUAAUUCUUUAUAGAUAUGGACGUAAAACAGUCUCAAUUCAUGGUUAAUGGCAAAAAAAUCUGUGCAAUUAGCAUUUAUUUUAUGGAAAUAUGUCGAAGUACGAUGCUAGUCUCUUGGUCAAUGUGGCGGCUGCCUUAUGUAAACUGAGCUUUUCCUGUGAAAAUUCUUGUGAAUAAAUGCUUAAAUCCCUGAAUUCUUGAUAGACAUGGACGUAAAACAGUCUCGAUUCUUGGUUAGAGGCAAAAAAAAAAGCAACAAAAAACGUGCAGUUAGCAUUUAUUUUACGUAAAUAUAUCGAAUGUGCUGCAAGUGUUUGAGUCACUGUGGCGCCGCCUUAUCACCACAAAGAGCUUUUUGUGUUGAAAUAUUUGGCAAUUAAUACUUAAAUCCCUUAAUUCUUUAUAGAUAUGGACGUAAAACAGUCUCAAUUCAUGGUUAAUGGCAAAAAAAAUCUGUGCAAUUAGCAUUUAUUUUAUGGAAAUAUGUCGAAGUAUGAUGCUAGUCAGUAAGUAAAUGUAGAGGCCGCCUUAUGUAAACUGAGCUUUUUUUUUGUUGAAAAUUCUUUUGGAAAAAAUGCUUAAAUCCCUGAAUUCUUUGUAGAUAUGGAUGUAAAACAGUCUCGAUUCUUUGUUAAAGACAAAAAAACAGCGCAGUUAGCAUUUAUUUACGUAAAUAUGUUGAAGUUCAAUGCUAGUCUGUUAGUCAGUGUGACGGCCUCCAUAUGUAAACAGUUUUUCCAGUUGAAAUUCUUCUAAAUAAAUGCCUAAAUCCCUGAAUUCUUUAUAGAUAUGGCCGUAAAACAGUCUGGAUUCUUGGUUAAAAGCAAAAAAACGUGCAGUUAGCAUUUAUUUUAUGUAAAUAUUGCCGACUAUGGUGCUAGUCAGUAAGCAAAUUUAGCGGCCGCCUUAUGUAAACAGAGCUUUUUAAAACGGUCUGGAUUCUUGAGUAAAAGCAAAAAAAACGUGCAGUUAGCAUUUAUUUUACGUAAAUAUGUCAAAGAAUGAUGCUAGUCUGUCCGACAAUGUGGCGGCAGCCUUACAACAAAGAGCUUUUUACGUUGAAAAUUUUUGUGAAAAAACAAAAAAUACAAUAAUUACCUUGAGUCCUCGAACAAAUCACUCCUGAGAAAAUCCUUACUGUUUGUAUGCGGUACAGCUUUCGUACUUUUUCAACCUAGAUCCGGCGUUGGAUCGCUGCAUGUGUCGGUGCGGCCGACUUGGAAUGACCGAAGCAGAUUGUGGGAUGGCCCCCUACUUGAAGGUGUGGUGCAGUGAACGUCAAAUCUAAGCUGUCAAUAUAAUUAUGAAGUCUAUGGCCUAAUAAAAAAUUGUAUGUUUUUUGUUUUUUUUAAUUAUUAUUUUAGGGCACAACAGGCACUUGAAGUGAAUCGUCCAAUCACUAAGAUGUAUACUGAACAAAUGUUUAACUGCAGUGGCAUCGAAAAUGUGUGUUCAUUAUGAGACUGUGGGGCCGAACCAGUUUAUUUUUGGCCAAAUAAGUUAACUCACUUGUUAUCAUUGACGGCGAUAGACGCCCAAUCCAGUUUGGUUGAACAUAUUUAGUUCUGCAUGACAUGAACCAGAGGCGGGUACCGCUUAGAAAAAUAAUAAAUCAUUGAACCAGUUAAGAUGUUGAAGCCUGAACAUUAAAACCCAUCCAUAUUUUUUCUGCUUCGUUUAAAAUGCAUGAAAUCUGAAGUUCAACUCCAUAAAAAAAGCAUUUAGUGAGCUUGUAAUGACACCUUGUUUUUUAGUGGUAUGAAUUGAUUCGCUGCUGAAAAAUGAGUCUUUUAUUGCGUUAAGGGAUAAGAGUUUGAAAAUGUGUAUUUAUUAAAUUAUUUAUAUAUUGUUUAUGUAUAUGGCAUUUUCUUUUUUUCAACCAAUAAAUCAUUU